UGGCGCGAGGCGUCGGGGCCGACGGGGCGGAAGGGGGGCGGCCUCGAGGCCCUCGCCGGCGCGAGAGAGGCCGUCACGUGAUGUUUGGGUGCCGGCUCCGCCCCCCGUACCGCCCCUCCCUCCGAGAAAGCACGGAACGCGCCCGCGAGCCACCGAGGCCCAGCUCUGCAGGAAGGCGGCGGCCCUGCCUUCUGUGAGAAGAUGUCCUACGGAUCCAUCGCUGGCAGCGGCGGCCUGGGGAGCCACGGCCCUUUUGGGGGGCCCUCCACACAAGGCUAUCAGCCCCUAGGGCCAGGGGUCGCCACGGACGGCAGCGGGACACCGGAGCGCACCUCGCCGCCUGCCGGCCCGAGGAAGGACUUGGCUGCAAGGGCCCAUGGCCGGGUGGCGGGGCCCAGGGCCUCCCGGGCCAAGAAGAGGAAGCCCAACUUCUGUCCGCAGGAGACGGAGGUGCUGGUGGCCAAGGUCAGCAAGCACCACCAGCUGCUGUUUGGCACCGGGCUGCUGAGGGCCGAGCCCACCCGGAGGUACCGCGUGUGGAGCCGCAUCCUGCAGGCUGUGAACGCGCUGGGCUACUGCCGCCGCGACAUCGUGGACCUCAAGCACAAGUGGCGGGACCUGCGUGCCGUCGUGCGGCGCAAGCUGGGCGACCUGCGUGGAGUGGCCCCUGGCCCCGGCCCUGCCAAGCCCCAGGCCCUGGCUCUCACGCCUGUGGAGCAGGUCGUGGCCAAGACCUUCUCCUGCCAGUCUCUGCCCUCUGAGGGCCUCAGCCCCGAGUUGCCCAGAGCCACCGAGAUGGACCUGAGUGACCUCCAGGAGCUGUUCCAGGAGACGUCGGCCAGCGUCUUCCGAAUCAACUCCAAUGUGGCCUUCUUGGAGCAGAGCCUCCGGUCCCUGGGGACGCCAAGUGGCACGCAGGAGCUGCGGGACAGCCUGCACACGGUGCAGCAGCAGACCAACCACGCGAUCGCAGCCAGCACCAGUGCCCUGAAGCAGAUGGCUGAGCUCCUGCGGGGCUGCUCCCGGCAGGAGCGUCUUCAGCUGGACCGUCUGAAAACUCAGCUUUCAGACGCCAUCCAGAGCUAUGGAGUGGUGCAAAAGAGAAUUGCAGAAAAGUCCAGAGCACUGCUUCCCACAGCACAGAGGGUUGGCAAGCAGCAGAGUCCCCAGGCCCCAUUUGCCGAGCUGUCCGAGGACGAGAAGAUCUUUAACGGGGGCGACGGCGUGUGGCAGGCCCAGGGGCAGGCGCUGCUUCCAGAGAUCACCGAGGAGGACCUGGAGGCCAUCCGGCUGCGUGAGGAGGCCAUCCUGCAGAUUGAGAGUGACCUGUUGGAUGUGAACCAGAUCAUCAAGGACUUGGCCUCCAUGGUGUCAGAGCAAGGAGAGGCCAUCGGGUCCAGCAGCGGCAAGGCCGUGUGCCGGCGCAGCUCCAGCCCCGAGCCGGCCGUGGUGGCCCUGCUGCCCGGGCCGGGCUGUGCGCCCCUGCGGCCGGGCUCCCACUCACGCACCAAGACGCGGAAGCCCAACUUCAGCCCGCAGGAGACCGAGGUGCUGGUGCAGAGGGUGACGCGCCACUACCCGCUGCUGUUCGGGGCUCUGCGGGGCCCACCCGCCCGGAAGCACCGCGUGUGGAGCCGCAUCCUGCAGGCGGUGAACGCGCUGGGCUACUGCCGCCGCGACCUGGGCGACGUCAAGCACAAGUGGCGGGACCUGCGAGGGGUGGUGCGCAGGAAGCUGGCCGAGCGCCCCCGGGCCCCCGGCCCCGUCCUCACGCCCGUCGAGCGCAUGGUGGCUGAGACCUUCGCGGCCCCCGGCCCCGCCGGCGAGGGCCAGCCCGCCGAGGCCCUGCCGACCGACGAGGACGAGGCCCCUGGCUGCCUGUGGCUACCCCUGCGGACGCUGGAUGGGCCGAGCCUGCCUGAAGCCGACCCCCUGGACCCCCGAGGAGCCUUCCCUGCGUCCCCCUCCUCACCCUCCCCGCCUGCCUCCCCGGCCUCGGCACCCCCCGCGGCCACAUUCCCCGGGGCCUCCCGGCCCUCGCCGCCCUCCUCGGCAGCACCCCAGCCCCCCGGGAAGCCCACAGGGCCUGAGGCCUCGGACGUGGAACGGCGGCUGCUGGACUCGCAGCGGCAGCAGGGCGCCCUGCUCAGCUCCUGGUCCCAGCAGCAGAGUGCGCUGAUGGCCCAGCAGAACCUGCUGCUGCAGCGGCUGGCCGAGCAGAGCCAGCGGCUGGCCGACGGCGUCGAGGCCCUCAACCGGACCCUGGAGAGGCUGGUGGAGGCCCUCCCGCCCCGGGGCGCCUCGCCCGCAGUCCCAGAUGGCUGCCCUGGGGGCGGAGCAGCCUGCAGGCCAGCUGGAGGCUCCCAGGGCAGCCCCCAGGGCAGCCACACAGGCCAGGAGGUCUUCUCAGGGAUGAUCCUGAAGGUGGAGGAGGAGAUCUAGGGUCUGGACCCCGUGGGCCGCGUGCAGAGCAGGGACUCCGGUCCUGCCCCUCUGAGGGGCAGAGAUGGGGCCUCGAUAGAGCCAGAGAGGAUGCGGGACUUGGCCUGUGGUUGCCCCUUCCGUCCUGCCAUUGUCCGUGGGCCUGUGACGCGAACGGAGGGCUGGGUUGAGGUCUACUCGGGUGACGCCGGUGGGUGGACCGAGCUCCCUCGGCUCCCAUCCCGUGCUCCGACCGUCGGGGCGAGUGCUGUGGAGUGCAGAACGGGGCGCCUCUCGGCGGGCAGUGGGUGAGCGGAGCUGCGGGAAGAAGCACGCAGAGCGCAGCUCCCCCAAACCACUGCCUCGGGUGUGGGCCCUGGAGUGUGGCUCUGCUGGGCACCCAGAAAGCCCCCGGCGUGUGCCCUGGAGUGACUCCUGGAAGCCCGCCUGCUCCGUGGGCGUACGGACUGAGGGGGGCUGGACCCCUGCAACCUCUUGAUUCUGCCCCGAGGGAACCACGCCCUGUGGGCCUGCGGUUAUUUCUCUCAAUUUUAUGCCUGUGGUGUGGGGUGUAUAUACGUAUGUGCACAUAUGUUCGUUGGUACUGGAUGGGGUGGCAUGCCAUUUUAUACCUGUCGACUUUUCUUGGAAAAAGAUAUUUUUCUCAUAUAAGCAUAAAAUAACAACAAAAAAGGCAGUGAUGAUAAGGAGGGUGAUGCUGACAGGAAAUGAGAUGGAGCCCGUCUGUCUGCGCCUGGGCUCUGCCUCUGCCCUUGGCCGGCAGGCAGCCCUGAUGCCCCCCGCCGGUGUCAGAUCCGCCUCACCUGUGACUCCUGGCCCUGUGGGGUCCCUCGGGGCUGGCCCCAGCUCCUGGCCCCGCCAGGCAGGGCACAGGGGCUCAGCGCACAGUUCGGGUGGCUGUUGGGGUCCUCGUGGCCCUGGGGCUGUGCCACCUUCAGCUUCCCCUUGGCCUCCUUCUCCAGACUCGUGAUGAAAGCCUUUUCCGGAAGCAAGAGGCUGAGGUCCUGGCGUGAACUGGACAGCGUGCUGGUCCCAGGGCUCCCAGGCAGCCUGGCACUGAGGGGAGCAGAGACCAGGGUGGAACACACACAGUGGGAGGGACUUUUCCUGGUUUCUCUGUUUACCAUGGGGCCAGCAGCAUGUCAGCAACUCUUGUCCACAAAAGAGAGCCCCAACUCCUUAGCUGCCCAUCCAGCCGUCUGCAGUGUGGCCAGCGCCCUUCCAGCCUCCUCUUCCCCCGCGGUCUAGAGGACACCAUGUGUUCUCCACGGCGGCCUUUCCUUCAGCCCUACAAAGCCAGAGUGCAUUUCAGUGCCACGUGUGGCGUCUUCCUAGGGCUUCAUUCCAGGUGAAAGGCACGGACCCUGCUUGUCCACUAAGAUGCCCACUGCGGUGGACACACACCUCUCUACAGGCAAUGAACACUGCUCUCCAAGGUUACCCACUAACCCUGGUCAACACCUACUCGGAUCCCAACCUAGCCCUGACCCUGGUCACACUCGGAGCCCUGAUCCUGGUCACAUGCUGAGCCCUGACCCUGGUCCCGUGCUGGACUCUGACCCUGGUUCCGUGCUGAACUCUGACCCUGGUCCCAUGCUGAACUCUGACCCUGGCCAGUCCCAUAAUCCCUAUUGGACACCUGCUCUGGGCCCUGCACUGAGUGCUGAGGACACAGCAGCCCAGGCUGAGUAGAGGUCUGACUGCGUCCAAGGGCCAGGCAGGGCACGACUGGGAUGGGGUGCCUGCCUGUCGGGCCAUCGGUCUGUGGGUGCACGAGGGAGCCUGGGUGGCAGGCAGGGGGACGGGGGCCCUGCCUGGCCUCGAGUGCAGGGGUGUUCCUGCAGGAAGGGGAACCAAGGAUCCGGGGUCGGGGUGGCCAGAAGAUCUGUUAAGGAGGAGGCUGGGUCUUGGCUUAGACAGGAGCUGGUCAGAAGCAGAGCUUUGAGGGAGGAGCAUGUGAGGUGAGGCAGCGGGGAGACAUCUGACCCUCCCGGGGGGGUUCCAGCACCUUCUGUGCCUUCUGCCCAGACUCUGGGCCGGGUGACCAGGCAGAUGGUGGGCCUGGACAGGGAGAUGGGGGAGAGGAGGGCCACCGGGAGGG
Messenger RNA from Lagenorhynchus albirostris (white-beaked dolphin), 4543 nucleotides. RefSeq names its product t-SNARE domain containing 1 (gene TSNARE1). Bases 202 to 2442 code for a protein of 746 amino acids. Gene Ontology annotation, biological process: vesicle-mediated transport. The record is from RefSeq and is a predicted model, not a curated record. Gene Ontology annotation, cellular component: nucleus; membrane. The transcript is spliced from 12 exons. Lineage: Eukaryota; Metazoa; Chordata; Mammalia; Artiodactyla; Delphinidae.